GUAUGUAUGUAUAUAUGUAUAUAUACUACCAGUGAAAUGUUUGGACACACCAGUCAAAAGUUUGGACACACUUCCUCAUUCAAGUAAAUGGAAAGGUAUGUCAAAACUUUUGACCGGUAGUGUAUAUACUGUAUCAGUGGUGUUUGCUCUAAGACAGCAAGGGAAGCUCAGCUUCCACUGAAAUGUCAUCAAAUAUGUACUGUGUUGUAUUCGAAACGGCUCCACGGCAGAACCUGUUUUCAGUGUCGCAGAAACAUACAGGACAGCUAUAGCUGCCGCCCAUCUUCUGUAUUAGUAUUGAAUUAACUCCUUUUGCUAUCUACAGAGGACAUUUAGGGCUUUUCAAUGAUACCAAAUGUGAAGGGGUGGGGCUUUGGUCACAAUAUUUCUUAUUAAUUUAAAUGUAUUUUUUUCCGUGGUAGUCAGGAAGAUAUUAUUGUAUUUAUAUUUUCAUUUUUUGUGGAUAGGCCAAACGGCAUUCUGGGAAAUAGUGUUUUCACUAAAGCGGCUGUUCUGAUUGGCCACCGUGUGACCCUUCACUGGUCACGUGGUUUAAAAACUUCAGGAGGAUGGCGCGGAAAAUUGUGUCGCUGUCUUCUGUCUCCGCUCUCUGCUCAGGAGUCUCGCGUUGACGUUUCACCGGACAAACAAUAACAUUAGCGAGGGAGUCGCGUCAGUUUCGAUAAGUUAUAUCAUUCCUUUGCGUUUGUUGGUGAUAUUCUGCGUGCAGCCGCUUGGCCACGGUUCUUCUCAGCUAAAAACACACUGAGGUCUGAGGUGAGUGACGUCACUCCUCAGCCAUGAGUGUGUUGGAAGUGAAGUUCAUCGGAGAUGGGGACGUCGUGGAACACAUCGUGGACAAACAGGAGGGUGUGCAGAGCAGCAGUGCGGCUGUCCACAAGUUGGUGACAUUGAAGAACCCGGCCAGACGGCAGCGCAGAGAAGAUGGAGCAGCAGCAGCAGCAGCAGAUGAUGAUGAUGAUGCACAUUGUUCCUACGAUGAGAAGAAUUAUGUCCAAGCUUUAGGAACAGAAGAGGAUGAGGAUGGUGUGUCUAGAGUGGCUGGAUCCUCCAUUUUCACCUUUCAGAAAGUUAAACGAGGCCACAGCAUGGCCCUAACUGCAAGUGAGUUAGCACGGACUCCUGGGAAAAGCGUGACUUUCAGCAAGACCCCAAAUAUUGAACCCUCCACUCCAACUCGAAAAGGCCAUAAUCCCAAAGGGGAAGGUCGGACACCAAAGAAGAACAAGAAGGUCCAGUUUGUAUCCACAACACCCCACAGGCUCAGGAGGAGAAUUACAACUCCGAGCCUUCGGUCAGACAGUGACAGCGAGCUGUCGCCCUCAGACUCUGGAGAAGAGGAGGAUGAAGAUGGGAUAGAAGAAGACCAGAAAGUAAAGAAAGAGGAUAAAGAGAACGUGAAGACUUUGAGAACCCCGAGUAAAGGCUCAUCUGCAGCUCUCUACAAGACUCCCGCCAAGAAGAGCAAGAGCAACACUUCUGAAGCCCCCAACCAGCCCACUAUGGUUGAAGAAUAUUUUGAGGCCCAUGGCACAUCAAAAGUCUUGACAUCAGACCGCACCCUCGAGCGUCUACACACCCCCAAACUGGACAGGGAGACGUUGGUGAGGCUUUUAGAGGGAAAACAGUCCUGCUAUACAAAAGACAUUCAGCAGCUUCACAACAAACAUAGAAAGCACUUUAGUAAAUGGAUGUUACAGUUACAGUUGGGCUUCAGUGUUCUGGUCUAUGGUUUGGGAAGCAAAAAAGCUCUGCUGGAGGACUUCCGUGUGUCUAACUUGGCACAAGAAAUCCACCUUGUGGUCAAUGGAUUCUUCCCCUCUAUUACUCUUAAAUCGAUCUUGAAUGCUCUGACAUGCGAGAUCCUUGACCAUCAAGGAAGUUUCCGAACACCCUCAGACCAGAUCAUGUUCAUCGCUCAGACUCUUAGAGACAGCCCAGAUCUACAUGUGUACUUGCUCAUCCAUAACAUCGAUGGACCCAUGUUGCGAGGAGAGAAGACUCAGAGUGCACUGGGGCAGCUGGCAUCCCUCCCCAACCUGCACUUGGUGGCUUCUCUAGACCACAUCAAUGCUCCACUGGUGUGGGACCAGUUUCAGCAGAGUCAGUUUAACUGGUUGUGGUGGGAGUGUGUGACGUUCCAGCACUACGCAGAAGAGACAUCGUAUGAGAACUCACUCCUGGUGCAGCAGACUGGCGCACUCGCACUGUCCUCUCUCACGCACGUGCUCCGCAGCUUGACGUCCAAUGCAAGAGGAAUCUUUAAGCUGCUGGUGAAAUUUCAGUUGGAAAACAAAGACAAUCCUUCAUACACAGGUUUGUCAUUCCAAGAUUUCUACCAGCGUUGUCGAGAGGCGUUCUUGGUCAACUCCGACCUCACGCUGAGGACUCAGCUGACGGAGUUCAGAGACCACAAAUUGAUACGAACGCGCAAGGGUGCAGACGGAGUGGAGUGUCUGAUCGUUGCUGUGGACUCAAGCACUUUGAUGGAUUUCUUGGAGAACGAGGAGGGUGACUAAAAUGAGGAUGUUCCCUCCUUAAUGCCUGAUAAAUAUAAUUCAUGAACUGGCUUUCCCUGCAAGGAAAAUGUUUGGCUGAAUCAGUCACUGAUGUGCACAUUUGCUAUGAGACAUGUACCCAGCUAACUCUUUAAAUAAAGGGUUUAAGUCAACUUUACUGAUGAAAUGCUA
Molecule: messenger RNA, 2711 nt
Organism: Solea senegalensis (Senegalese sole)
Lineage: Eukaryota; Metazoa; Chordata; Actinopteri; Pleuronectiformes; Soleidae
Gene: orc2
Product: origin recognition complex, subunit 2
Exons: 15
Coding region: 801-2540 (579 amino acids)
Biological process (GO): DNA replication
Cellular component (GO): nuclear origin of replication recognition complex; nucleus
Molecular function (GO): DNA replication origin binding
Source: RefSeq, a predicted model, not a curated record